Messenger RNA from Orcinus orca (killer whale), 2811 nucleotides. It is a transcript of the gene IRF4, whose product is annotated as interferon regulatory factor 4. Gene Ontology annotation, molecular function: protein binding; DNA-binding transcription factor activity, RNA polymerase II-specific; RNA polymerase II cis-regulatory region sequence-specific DNA binding. The transcript is spliced from 9 exons. Lineage: Eukaryota; Metazoa; Chordata; Mammalia; Artiodactyla; Delphinidae. Gene Ontology annotation, cellular component: nucleus. The record is from RefSeq and is a predicted model, not a curated record. The coding region runs from base 140 to 1495 and encodes 451 amino acids. Gene Ontology annotation, biological process: immune system process; regulation of transcription by RNA polymerase II.
CUUUCGCACUUCGGAGGCUUAGUUUCACUGCUUGAACUUGGGACUCACCGCCGCCCUCAGCUCCGCGUCGGGGACAAGCGCAGAGCGGGCGCAGGAGCGGAUCUUGGGCGCGCGAGGGGACUGUGCCGGCGCGCUGGACAUGAACCUGGAGGGCAGCAGCCGAGGCGGCGAGUUCGGCAUGAGCUCCGUGAGCUGCGGCAACGGGAAGCUCCGCCAGUGGCUGAUCGACCAGAUCGACAGCGGCAAGUACCCGGGGCUAGUGUGGGAGAACGAGGAGAAGAGCAUCUUCCGCAUCCCCUGGAAGCACGCGGGCAAGCAGGACUACAACCGCGAGGAGGACGCCGCGCUCUUCAAGGCUUGGGCGCUAUUUAAAGGAAAGUUUCGGGAAGGCAUCGACAAGCCGGACCCUCCUACUUGGAAGACACGUCUGCGAUGCGCUCUGAACAAGAGCAACGACUUCGAGGAACUGGUGGAGCGCAGCCAGCUGGACAUCUCUGAGCCCUACAAGGUGUACAGGAUCGUGCCUGAGGGCGCCAAGAAAGGAGCGAAGCAGCUGACCCUGGAGGAGCCACAGGUGCCCAUGAGCCGCCCGUACAGCAUGCCGGCUCCUUACUGCUCACUCCCAGCCCAGCAGGCUCACACCUACAUGAUUCCGCCCCACGACCGAGGCUGGAGAGAGUUCGUCCCUGAUCAGCCCCACCCGGAGACUCCGUACCAGUGUCCUGUGACCUUCGGGCCUCGCAGCCACCACUGGCAAGGCCCAGCCUGUGAAAACGGUUGCCAGGUGACAGGAACCUUUUAUGCUUGUGCCCCGCCCGAGUCCCAGGCCCCCGGGAUCCCCAUAGAGCCAAGCAUAAGGUCUGCCGAAGCCUUGGCCCUCUCAGACUGCCGGCUCCACAUCUGCCUGUACUACCGGGAAGUCCUGGUGAAAGAGCUGACCACAUCCAGCCCCGAAGGCUGCCGGCUCUCCCACGCCCACACCUAUGACGCCAGCAGCCUGGACCAGGUCCUCUUUCCCUACCCGGAGGACAACGGCCAGAGGAAGAACAUCGAGAAGCUGCUGAGCCACCUGGAAAGGGGCGUGGUGCUCUGGAUGGCCCCCGACGGGCUUUACGCCAGGAGGCUGUGUCAGAGCAGGGUCUACUGGGACGGGCCCCUGGCGCUGUGCAGCGACCGGCCCAACAAGCUGGAGAGGGACCAGGCCUGCAAGCUCUUUGACACGCAGCAGUUCUUAUCAGAGCUCCAAGCCUUUGCUCACCAUGGCCGGCCUCUGCCAAGGUUCCAGGUGACGCUGUGCUUCGGGGAAGAGUUUCCAGAUCCCCAGAGGCAACGGAAGCUCAUCACUGCUCACGUCGAGCCUCUGCUGGCCAGGCAGCUGUAUUAUUUUGCUCAGCAAAACAGUGGACAUUUCCUGAGAGGCUACGACUUACCCGAGCACGUCAGCAGCCCCGAGGAUUUCCACAGGCCCAUCCGCCACUCCUCCAUCCAAGAGUGAGGACGCCAAGACCAGAGACGUUGCUUCAUUGUAAAUGAAGAGAACAGCUGACUGAGCCCCUACUUUUUCUUUUGAGGAAUGUGGGAACUGGGGCUUCAGUCCCACACCUGAGGAAAACAUUGAAUUGACAGAUGAGCUUUUUCCAAAAGGAAGAAUGGUAUUCAGGGUCUUCUGUAGACCCUGACGAUAAUGUGAAAACUGACUGAAAUGUGUUUACAUUUACUGAAAUGCCAUGUCCAGUUUGAUGUGGACUCUCUCUUGCGUGAAGACUGAGAAACCUGUGUUUCAGUGCUUACCACUAAGGACGGCAUGAAGGCGCCCAAGAGCCGUUCUGCUUCUCAGGGAAGGAAAGCCUAAGUUUGAGUCUGCUCUGCCCACAGGAGAAGUGUACCGACACCUGUGGACGGCUGCUCUGUAGGAAAUGCUUGCUGAUAGAAGGACACAGACUCAGCCCUGGGGGUCCCUCCCCAGGAUGGCCCCGCCCACCUCCCAUCCACACUCCCUAUGGCCCCAGAAGCUAGUAGGCGAGACUCCGCUGUGUUUUCUUGAGCCAAAAGCAUUAGGGCCGCCCUGAAUAGAGCAUUUUUUCUACCAAUGACUGGUUAAGAUAGUUGUCUUUCUGCCUCUCGUUCUAUAGAAAUUAUUGCUAAAAUUUUUUUUCUUAAAGACAACAACAAAAAAAGACAGCUCAGCAAUCCGAGUACUAAAGGUGUAUUUUUGAAACGUGGUCGACAUUUCCCCUCUGGUCCUGCUUGUUUGUUAGGCGACCAGUUACCAUGGCAACACUAAGAGGAGGAGCCCCUACUUGUCCCGGUGGCGAGUCCUGUAGGGAAGGGAGGACAGGGCUUCACAGAUUGAGUAAUUGCAGGCUCUGUGAGCUGCUUUUGCUUAUUGGUAUAUUAUAUGCUUCCUCAUGCCAGUAACGGUUUGACAGGGCCUUAAAAAUGCUGGGCUUUUUCCAAAUACAGCUCUUCAUAGAAUUACUAAGAUCUCCACUUGCGUACUUAAACCUGAUCGCUUACUUGUUGUUCCUUCUGGGAAAGUAGAGAUAUUUAGACUGUGACGUAGCAGCUGUAUUUCUGUCAUACCGGGAAAUAACUGCUGUUACUUUAGGCUCAGCACAGGACUCGAUAGUUCUCUUAUUCUAGUCUAUAUUUUUAAUUCAUUCAACAAACUUGCAUUAGACAGAUUGGAGCUUUUAUCCAGCUUAGUAAGCAAUGAAGCCUGAGAAUGUCGUUUCUUUCUGUUUUUUCUUUUGAAGAAGUUUUUAGGGAUAAAAUAAUACAUAUCAACUGCAAAAUAUAAACUGUGUAAAA